AUGGAAAUAUACAAUACAACUAGUUUUAGAUUUCCACCAAAUAUUGUCUCGUGGCUUCUAUGCUUCUAUCUGAAAGAAAGAAAAUCUCAUUGUAGAGAAGAACAGAAGUCAUGGUCCAUAGUCACACCCGCUCCUCAUUUUGAUGGCCAUCAAUGGAGGAAAUAUGGUGAGAAGCAUAUUAGCAAUAGUGAAUUUCCAAGGAACUAUUACAGAUGCAGCCAUUUUAAAGAGCAAGGAUGCCAUGCAACAAAGACAAUUCAGCAAAAAGAAGGCAAUGAUGAGCCGCCCAAGUAUAUUGUAACUUACAAAAUGCAUCAUACUUGCAAGUCAAUGGUGCCCAUUUACUCUCUUUUUCUUGAAUCUACAACACAGAGUGCCCCAAUUAUUAGCUUUGCGCCAGGCAAUACUCCACAUAAUAAGCAAACUGAGACUUACAAAGAUGAAAAUGAUUUCAAAAAGCAUGAUCAGAUUAUAAGUUCAUCCAAUGUUCCUAUGUUGAUUGACUUGAACUUGACCAUUGAAAGCAAAUAAUAAUGUAAGUCUCCUAAGGGAUCUAUUUCUGUAAGCCCUUUCCAGCUUUGUUGUUGACAUGAUAUCUAUUUAUUUAUUUAUUUAUUUAUUUUUGGUGUUUUUUUAACUUGAUAGUAUGUACAUUUAUGGAGAAUUUCUAAAGUGAGUUAUAAUAAUUUGGC
This is a messenger RNA of Dendrobium catenatum, 692 nucleotides long. RefSeq names its product probable WRKY transcription factor 38. The record is from RefSeq and is a predicted model, not a curated record. The transcript is spliced from 2 exons. The coding region runs from base 1 to 531 and encodes 176 amino acids. Gene Ontology annotation, molecular function: sequence-specific DNA binding; DNA-binding transcription factor activity. Lineage: Eukaryota; Viridiplantae; Streptophyta; Magnoliopsida; Asparagales; Orchidaceae. Gene Ontology annotation, biological process: regulation of DNA-templated transcription.